Molecule: messenger RNA, 1228 nt
Organism: Pyrgilauda ruficollis (rufous-necked snowfinch)
Lineage: Eukaryota; Metazoa; Chordata; Aves; Passeriformes; Passeridae
Exons: 5
Coding region: 1-1101 (366 amino acids)
Biological process (GO): mRNA transport; mRNA 3'-end processing by stem-loop binding and cleavage
Cellular component (GO): histone pre-mRNA 3'end processing complex; cytoplasm
Molecular function (GO): mRNA binding; histone pre-mRNA stem-loop binding
Source: RefSeq, a predicted model, not a curated record
AUGCGGGAGCUGGUUUUUCCCUGCAUUUGCGAGCGGAGUGGGCCGGGGGAUGCAGCCGGAGGGAGAUGCUGUGAGGGCAGUGGUGCCCUCGGUGUGAGGGAAGCUGCGCCGGUGCCCUCGCAGGGGCGCAGGACGCUUUUCUCCGCUCCCGUCAGACCGACCGGCAACGCCGCAGGAACAUCGCCGUGCCGGGCUCUCCCGGCCGCGCCUGCGCUCCCCGCGGGAGGACGGGCCGCGCCUGCGCUGCCCCCGCAGCCGGGCCGGGCCGGGCCGGGACCGUGUUGGGCCUCCGGGGGCGGCGGAGCCGGGCGGGCUGCGCAGGUGGGAGCGGCCGCGGGGGGACGGGGAGCGGGGCGGGCGGGGGUGCGGCGCUGGCUGUCCCGGGGCGGCUCCGCCUGUCCGGGGCGGCUCCGGAGGCAGGUACCGGCUGUGCAGCCCCUGCUCCUCCGGCAAACGGACCCUUGUCCUGCGGCCUCGCCCCCCGUGCGGUGGCGAGGGAGGAACCAGCAGCCCCGGGCAGGGGCUCGGCGAGACGCCCCAGCCCGCCUGAGGGCACUGGGGCUUGGUGUCAGGCUGGAGUGGGCGGGCAGUGCAAACUCUGUGCAACAUCCACACUGCUGGCAUCAAGAGCAGGAGCAUGGAAGCUGCAAUGAUUCCGAUUCUCUGGUGUUUGAGGAAUAUCGAUGUGGCCAUUCACACCACUGCUCUACAACAUCAGAACAUUCUGGGCCACUUUCCAGUUGCUCCAGCUGGGAAGGUAGAACUGAGGAAGGCAACACAAUGAAGACAUCAAAUAAAAAAAUGACCAACAACUCUGCCAAUCCAGGUGAAAGGGAAACGGAUGAGGUGGUCCUGAGGAGGAGACAAAAACAGAUCAAUUUUGGCAAGAAUACCCUGGCAUAUGACAGAUACAUUAAAGAAGUUCCAAAGAACCAGCGGCUUCCAGGAGUUCACCCCACAACUCCCAACAAGUUCAAGAAGUACAGCCGCAGGUCCUGGGACCGGCAGAUCAAGCUGUGGAAGAUAGCACUGCAUGCCUGGGAUCCUCCUGCUGAAGAAACCUGGGAUCUGCAGCCCGUGUAUGUUCUGUGGGUGAAUUAAGUCAAGGCUUAAAGAAUUUAAGGAGGGCUCUGCAGUUCCUUCAGAGCAUUCCUGCCUGGGAGAAAAAAAGAUCAGACUGAACAAUGGGAGUCUACUUGAAUGCUUUGUUUGCCAUUAGAAUUCCAUU